This is a messenger RNA of Xenia sp. Carnegie-2017, 1740 nucleotides long. RefSeq names its product protein ANTAGONIST OF LIKE HETEROCHROMATIN PROTEIN 1-like. Lineage: Eukaryota; Metazoa; Cnidaria; Anthozoa; Malacalcyonacea; Xeniidae. The record is from RefSeq and is a predicted model, not a curated record.
AUAUAGUGAAUUCCCACUGGAAUCUUUCAGUUUUUAUAUGACUUAUCAAAUAGGGACAAUAGGAGCUACAAACUGGAACCCUAAUGCACAACGUAAAUGCACAGAAUAGGAUUAUCCACGAUAUACGCGUAAUGUGCUAUGAUCAUAUUGGCGUGUUUUAACUGGCUUGUUCUCUUUUCUCCACAUAGUAGUUUGUACUGAGUAAAUAUUCAUAUAUUAGUAGCUAUAAUAAAGGCCAAAAUAAAAAGUUUAAGUGAUAUCUGUGUCUGUAACAAACUAAAAUCACCGCCAUGUUCAAUAGACGCCACGAUAAAUGUCGCGAUGGUCGCUGCAUGUGUGUUUCUAGCGUUCAAGCGACUGACGCGUGCGCAUCAAUUCGCUUUGGACGCGCGACUGAAGCGACUGCCCAGUGUGUUUCAGCCUUUAUAUUAUUGCAAUCCAAAUAUGGCGGACGAAGUGAUCGCAACCAUUUUCAAUAUUACAUCUGAAUACCACAAAAAAAUGCGAAUGCGUCGUGAAAGAAGAAAGAAAUAUUUUUUGAAACUGAGAAAGCAGCGAAGUAAAAGAAGGGACGGCCAGUUUUAUUUUUGGUUUAUUGGCGCUCUAGGAAAUAAAUUAAUGAGUGAAAGACGUUUCUGGGUGGAUGCAAGUAAAGGCACCGGUUUGUUCUGGGAAAAAACUAUCGAUUUGUGGAAAGAUGAUGGGUUGUGGCUAGAAAAUUGUCGUAUGUUUAAGGGAACAUUCGAUUUCAUUUGCGACAAGAUCAAUGACACUCUUUUGCGAGAAGAUACAAAUUUCAGAAAGGCUAUCCCUGUGCCAAAAAGAGUAGGAAUUUGUCUUUGGCAUUCGGCUACCAAUGAAGAUUUGCGUUCUUUAGCUUGGCGUUUUGGUAUAGGAAAAAGUACAGCCUGUGAAAUCGUGAACGAGGUUUGCCAAGCUAUUGUUGACGUGUUACUGCGUCUUGUUAUCAAAUGGCCAACGGGCGAUAGACUGCAGAGUAUCGUUGAUGCCUUUCUAACAACAUGGGGCUUCCCUCAAUGCGCUGGAGCCAUUGAUGGCACUCAUAUUCAAAUUGUAGCACCUUCAAAUUCUGCACAAGAUUACUACAAUCGAAAAGGAUUCUACUCUAUUGUUCUCCAAGCUGUUGUUGAUCAUCAAUACAGAUUCACUGACAUUUGCAUAAAGUGGCCAGGUCGAGUCCAUGAUGCAAGAGUUUUGUCAAACUCGGGAGUGUUUGCAAAGCUGAAGCAGGAAAACUUUUCCCAAAUUUUGGGAGGAAAAGAGAUAUGUGGUUGCAAUGUACCAUUCAUGCUUGUUGGUGAUCCAGCAUAUCCACUGUUUCCAUGGUUGAUGAAGAGGCAUCCUAACGAUGGCAAUCUCAGUCCUGCUCAAAAGAAAUUUAAUUACUACAUAAGUCGAGCAAGGCAAGUCGUGGAUUGUGCAUUUGGCCGUUUAAAAAACAGAUUCAGAUGCCUACUUAACAAGAAUUAUACAAAUUUAGAUCAUUUGCGUAAAAUUGCAGCAUGUUGUGUUGUACACAAUAUUUGUGAGAGUAGAGCUGACAAACUUUUUGCAGAUUAUGUUGAACUUAUUCCUGAUGAUGAAAUUUCAGAAUUUGUUUUACAGAAUACAGACACAAGUGCAGAGCAAAUUAGAAAUUCUUUAACUGAGUUUUUGAUAACACAAUAAGCUGAUGAUAGCUAAAUUACUCAUGUUCUUAAAUUAAAUCAAAGUUUGUAA